GCGAUGUUGAAGACUUGAUAUCCUAAUACUUCCUGUCUUGGCGAAGGUUGUUAAUUAUGGUCUAAUAUAUAUGCUCUCUUUGUUGUCGGAGAACGCUCACAAAGAUGUUGUGCUUAUAGUUUAAGUAUGCAAGCAAAUUAUGCUAUUUCACCGCAAGAGAUACAUAGCGGUUUAACGUUUAAAAAUAAUGAUGUACUAUGAAUAAUUUCAUUGUUAACAGGUGGUUAAUUGUAGGUAGUCUUUCAGUGUUAAUAUCAUGUGUAGUUGCCGCUCGUUCGUCUCGCUUUCGUGGUCCUUUGAGCCGGAUCAUCUAUAGAGUGUCAAUUGAUUAUAGUAUUUGUAUUGAUUAAAAAAAUGCAAUAAUAGUAAUAAGUUAUAAUAGUAAUAAUAGGUAAUAAGUUCAUUCACUGGAUUACAGCCAGUACCAGAAGCAAAUAUAUACGUACAAAAAACAAAUAUACAAAAAUAAUAGUAUUCAAUCGUGUAAGAAUUUACAAAACAGUCGCUGGAUUUUUAAUAAACUCAACAAUAAGAUCACUAGUUUUUUUAGGUGCCCAGCUCCAUGUAAGGAAGUAGAAAAAAUAAAAAUUUUGACGGGUGUGUAGUAUUGCGGGCAUGACUUCACCCACAUCGCUAAGAACCUAGCCAAGCUUUUCCAAAACUAUGUAAGGUGGUCGACAUUUAUCCAAACAUCAAGCCCAUUGUUUGACCCAGUUAGCCAUAACUUUAUAGCUGUUUAAUUGGAUAAUGUAACCACUAGCACCCUCAUUGGUUGCGGAGGUUUGUGAAAAAAAUCGAUUAUAGUUAUUAGUUAUGUACGAUUGUCUGCUAACUAACAUUCCCGCCAAGAAAAGCAUUGAUGGUAAUUAGAGUUCAUUCAUUAAGGCGUAACAAAUACUCCUUCCAAGAUAACAGGUCUUCAGUCUAUCGUGCUAAUACGGUAUAGUUUUUCAUUGUUAGAAAUGAGGCGACGAGUUUUUUUUUUACUUCUGAAGCGAUAUUUUUCAUUGGAAAUAUGAGAGACGGACUCUGGUAUAGUUAGAGUGCUGCUAUUCUAAGGGUCCUGGCAAAAUCGAAACUUGCGAAUUCGAUUGCCCGAUGACGUUUAUCUCUGACCACUUGCCGGCAUCCAUGACAUCACUUCUCCUAAGACUCGCCUUAGUGGCCUCAUCCGGGAUAUUAUCUGCUUCGAUCACGUGUUCAGGAACAUGCGUAUUUUCAGCACAGGAAACCAAUGUAGUGGCAUCAUGCUACAGAUCCGCGUCGCUUGACGAAAUCAAGAAGGAUAUCAGCCCAACAGAAAAUAUUACUGAACUGACGGUGGCUUUCAGCAACAUCUCUACAAUAACGGGUGGCGUCUUCGCCGGCUUCACUGCACUGCGUAACCUGUCUUUGACGUUUAACAACAUCCAUACAAUCCGAGCGAGAGGGUUCGCUGGACUGAACAAACUUGAAUGCCUAAAUAUGAGUGAUAAUCGGAUUUCUACGUGGGAGAUCGACCGAGACACUGAGCUGAGGUCGCUUGUUGUGCUGGACAUCUCUGGUAACAAGGCCCUCAGCAAUACCUUACCCCCAUUCAUACUCACUCUUCCGUCACUAAGAACCGUCCAUGGCGUGACACUGAAUGACAACUGUCAAUCAUGUACGCUAGUAAAAAACUACGUCAUAAAGAAUCCUGAGUACUCUAACGAAAUAACCAACAUUGAGACUGAGAACCUGAAACAACGAUCAUACUUGGUCGGCAAGAGAUCGCACUGUAGGAAAACUAGACACGAUGUUCAUAACAACACCGCGUUUAUCUCAAGCUUUGGUUACUUUCCCUUGUGUUUGAUGAACAGCAAGGCGUGUUUCGCGUCCCAAGUCACCCAGACAGAAGAACACUUGUGCUGGGAUACAGAUAACAAGGUCCUGAACAUCGAGUACGUCAUUGCGGUAACGGGCGUGGUCCUUAACUUCACCGUGGUCUUCAUCACUUUGUGGAUGAAGCAGCUACGUGGAAACGCGACUUUAUUACUGGUAGCCAACAUGGCGGCGAGUGACUUCCUUAUAAGCUCCUACGCAAUCAUACUUACCACCCUACGAAAGAUGGCGUAUAGUGAAUUCAUAGGGAUUUUCACCGGAGCGUGCUCAGUUUUGGGCUACGUCUGGCUUACCAGUCAGUUCGUGUCAGUCAUCUCAUCAGUGCUUGUUACCAUUGAACGUUUUCUUGUGAUUGUGUUCUGCCAGAAGCCUCAGUUUCGCAUGAGUGUCGUGACAGUUCGUCGCCUGAUUGUUGCCGCGUGGGGCAUGGGCACGACAGUAGCCCUGUUCCCGCUUGUGGGUAUCGGGACAUACGCGGGGAACACGUUUUGUGUACCUAUAGAUCCGUCUAGAGAGAACCCAUACACAUUCCAUUUUAGCACAUCUCUCACCCUCUUCGCUAUAAUUCUAUACCUAAUCACUAUUCCACUUUACAUCAAGAUAUUCCUGUUUGUCCGGUCAAACCAGUUGCAACGUGGUGUCAGGAAGGAAGGUGCCCUUGCAAAGAAGAUCGCCAUCUUGGUAUUGAGUAACAUGGUGUUCUUUUUCCUUCCGGUGUUUUUCGCGGCGCUUUUACUGCUAGCCCCAAAGAUGUUCGAGGAUUUCUCCAUGAUAAACAUGAGCCUGCUCACGGCGACUGUCCCUACCAUCCUGACUAGUAUAAAUGCCAUGUGUAACCCCCUCUUGUACGCAUUCAGACACGGGCACUUCAUCCGAGCGCUCAAGAUCUGUUUGGGUUGUACACACAGCCUAGAUACGUUCAGGGAGCAUUCCUCCUCGUUUGGAUCUACAUCACAGAAAAUGGAAGCGCGCAAACAGACGAACUGUAGUGGGUGAUGCGACGGAAACUAGAAGAGCGCAAACAUACAAAUUGUGCCGUGAUGUGACAAAAAAUGAAAUCGCGCUAGCAAACGAAUAGUAGUGGGUGGUGUUACCCUUACAGCUGGAAGCGCGCAAACAAACGAAUCGAAGUGUGUACACAGAUGAUGAUAUUGUUCUGUUGGGUAUAGAAAUAAAAGCAGCCUAAACUCUA
Molecule: messenger RNA, 3052 nt
Organism: Nematostella vectensis (starlet sea anemone)
Lineage: Eukaryota; Metazoa; Cnidaria; Anthozoa; Actiniaria; Edwardsiidae
Product: lutropin-choriogonadotropic hormone receptor
Exons: 5
Coding region: 1099-2856 (585 amino acids)
Biological process (GO): G protein-coupled receptor signaling pathway
Cellular component (GO): membrane
Molecular function (GO): G protein-coupled receptor activity; protein binding
Source: RefSeq, a predicted model, not a curated record